GUUCAGACAGAUUGGCAGUCAGCUGGAGCUCGGGGAGAAUAACAGUUGCUUGUUUAUAUCUGUCGGGGAUUUUUGUCGCGGACAUAUUCUGUCGCUGCAUUUGUGGCACAUUUUUUUUCGUCUUUCAAAUCGCCACUGUGUUAAACCUCCUCUACAUUCUUUUACACGGAGGGAGAGCGGCGAUGCCGUGUUGCCUCCGCACACCUUUCUUUUAACAACAGGUGACGGUGGCUGUUGCUCACCCCAUCACCCCGUCUCUCUCUCUCUCUCUCUCUCUCUCUCUCUCUCUCUCUCUCUCUCCCUCUCCGUCAGCGUCCUGUCGCCGACUCCGAGGACAAGCCCGCAAACCCCGCGCUCUGUUGCCGCGGAGCACCGUGGUGUGGAUGACCGAGCCGUCGGCGCAGCGCGCCUGCGGCCGCCGGGCGGGCCGAUGCUAGGAGGAGCGCGGGGGGACACAGCGGCGCGGGUCGGCGAGGAGAUGUCGGCGCUGGCAUGCCUCUCCUUGGAGACCGUGUAGCGGUCGCGGGGGCGCACACGAGCGCGCACGGUCCGCGCGACUCGGCACACGCACGAGCGCGGCGACUUUCCAGCCCGACCGGCAGUGGCCCAUAUAUGGAUGGUGGGGUCGCAGCAUGCCCACCCCGUCGACCACCACUGCGCCGCAGGCUGCAGGGAGUAGCGGUGCCGCGGGAGAAGAGGGGCCCAUGUCUGCCGCCUGCGCCUCCUCUUUCCGGUUCGUCCCGGCGUUCUGCCUGGGCGUGGUGGCGGCGGUAGUGUUCCAGCUGGCCUGCGGGGGCCUGACCCUCACCUCCUUCUUCCUGAAGCUCUUCAUCUACGUGUCCUUCGCCCUGCUGUGCUUCCUGGCGGGGGGCUUCGUCCUGCUCGUCCGCCAGAGCCCCCUCAAAGUCAGCCGCUUCGACAGAAGCGCGAGGCCGUCGGCCGCAUGGCUGGAGUUCUUCGACAGGCUCAUGGGUCGUUUUUUGGUUCCGAUUCCCGAGUUGAGCCAGAGCAGGCGGGUGGUGGUGUCCCACAAUGUGGACAAAGCUCUUAAGGAAGUGUUUGACUACACCUACAGAGACUACAUCCUGUCGUGGUACAUCCCUUUGAGUCGCGACGAGGGACAAUUGUACUCCAUGCUGUCGGAGGACUGGUGGCAGAUGAUCGGGCAGCUGCGAUCAAGGCUUGCUGACAUAGACCUUGUCAAUGUGGUGUGUUAUGACAGCAUCCGUAUCCUACAUACACACUUCACUGACCUCAAGGCUGCAUCUGCAAGACCGGAGGAGUGUGCCCGGCCGUUUCCUCUCCAUCCCUGCUUGGUCAGUCCCGACUCAGAGUUGGCCUUCCUCCGCUGCGUGGCCAGAAUCCUGCUGCUGUGUCUGCUGCCACAAAAGGACGCCAAGUCGCACACACUACGCUGCUGCCUCACAGAAGUCAUCACUACUAAAGUGUUGAAGCCUUUGGUAGAAGUCCUCAGUGAUCCAGACUCCAUCAACCGGAUGCUGCUGUCUCAGCUGGAGCAGAGGGAGCAGCAGGCUGAGCAGCAGAAGAAAGCCUACACCUACGCUGCCUCCUACGAAGAUUUCGUCAAACUGAUAUCAACUUCUGCUGAUGUCAAUUUCCUCAAACAACUCAGGUAUCAGAUAGUGGUAGAGAUUAUUCAUGCCACCACCAUCAGCAGCCUGCCUCAGCUCAAGAAGCAGAAAGAGCGAAAAGGUAAAGAGUCUGCAGCCAUGAAGGCCGACCUGCUGAGGACCAGAGAUAUGAAACGUUAUAUCAAUCAGCUGACUGUUGCUAAGAAACAAUGUGAGAAACGGAUCCGCCUCCUCGGCGGACCAAACUAUGAAAAUACGGAGGAGGGAGGGACUGAAGACAACGACGAGCCUCAAAGUCAGAAAAUUCUCCAGUUUGAUGACAUCUUGUGUAAUCCAGGUUACAGGGAGCAUUUCAGAGUUUACAUGGAGCGUGUUGAUAAAAGAGCUCUGAUUAGCUUCUGGGAACUGGUGGAAACUUUGAAAACUGCCAACAAGAAUGAGGUUCCCCAAAUCGUUGGGGAGAUCUAUCAGAAGUUCUUUGUGGAGAGCAAAGAGAUUCCAGUGGAAAAGUUUCUGCUCAAGGAGAUCCAACAGAGUCUGGUGGGGAACAGAGGAACACAAGUCUUUGUCAGACUACAGGAACAGGUCACUGAGACGAUGAGAGAACGCUAUUACCCAUCCUUCCUGGUUUCUGACCUCUACGAUAGGCUGAUCAGACGAGACGAGCAGCACACCCAAUCGCAGUGUAGCACAGAGGAAAAGGAUGAAGUGAGCCAGGGUCUCGAUGGGGGAGAGGACGUGUGUGAUGAAGGCAGCAAAGCAAUCAAUGAGCAGGCCAGCUAUGCUGCUACUAAACUCCGUCAACUGUACGACAAACUGGAGUACAAGCGCCAGGCCUUGGGCUCUAUCCAGAAUGCACCAAAGCCAGACAAAAAGAUAUUGAGCAAACUAAAGGAGGAGAUCGGAGCCAUGGAGAGAGAGCACGGUGAACUUCAGCAACACAUCACCAGGACAGACUGGUGGUGUGAAAAUCUGGGGCACUGGAGGGCUACUAUCACUACUGCUGAGGCUACAGAGGAAGGUGGCGAGACUGUAGCCUGUUACAGUGUGUGUGUUAGCCUGGUAGAAGGAGAGGAGGCGGCCAACAGUCGCUGGAGUGUCCUGAGGAAACUCACUGAAUUCCAGAUGCUGCACCGCAAACUCACUGAGUGUUUUCCAUCAUUGAAGAAACUCCAGUUACCUUCCCUGAGUAAACUUCCCUUCAAAUCCAUUGACCAGAAGUUUCUAGACAAGAGCAGAACCCAGCUCAAUGCCUUUCUCCAGCGUCUGCUGACCGAUGAGCGAUUGUGCCAGUCGGAGGCUCUCUAUGCGUUCCUUAGCCCGUCUCCAGAGUAUCUCAAGGUGAUGUCAAUCCAGAAGAAAUCGUCUUUCUCUCUGGCCUCCUUCCUGGAGAAGCUGCCUGGAGACUUCUUCUCCCAUACUGAGGAGGAGGCCGAGGAUGACAGUGAUUUGUCUGACUAUGGCGACGAGGGCGACGGGAGGAGAGACGCGUUGGCUGAACCCUGCUUCAUGCUCAUCGGGGAGAUCUUUGAACUCAGAGGAAUGUUUAAGUGGGUGAGGAAGACUCUAAUUGCACUAGUCCAGGUGACAUUUGGACGAACCAUCAACAAACAGAUUCGAGACACGGUGAACUGGAUCUUCUGUGAACAGAUGUUGGUGUGUUACAUCAGUGUGUUCAGGGAUACCUUCUGGCCCAACGGGAAGCUGGCGCCACAUGUCAGGGUCCGAACUGACUCUGAACGCAGUGACACUAAGGAACGGGCUCAACAGAAACUACUUGACAAUAUCCCAGAGGCACUUACAAAUUUAGUUGGCCAGCAGAACGCCCGCUAUGGAAUCAUUAAGAUCUUUAACGCCCUGCAGGAGGGAAGUGCCAACAAACAUCUUCUCUAUGUUUUGAUGGAAAUGUUACUCAAGGAACUGUCUCCUGAACUCAGCGCAGAGGUGGACAACAUCUGAAGCUAAGGCAAGAUGAAGCUGGUUCAUCUUGCCCUUUCUGUAGCUGACCAAUCACAAACUGCCACGCUAUACAGGGACACAGACGGGCUUUCGGUUAGAGCUCAGACAGAAAGCAGCAGUGUUAGACAGAGCCGAGAGCCGAGAGCCGAGACACAUGCUGAUCCUGUCCGAAGAACUUUGCUGUGAAGCGAUGAAAAGCUUGGCUGACGGCAGGAACGAUAAUGGGCUGAUGUUGGACUUUGUUGUGGUGCAGAUCGAAAUGUGUCCGUCUAAACGGACAUAACCACAUGGAGUCUGACUUCCUCCUAUUUAGACACCAGUCUAACGUGACAGGUCACAUUUGCACCAGAAAUCCCACAUUUACACGAGAACAAAAAGUCUUUUGACAUCAUGUCUAAUCUGCAGAUUUCAAUCUUAUUUUAAUAGCACUGAAAAAACAGAUCUGUACUGCAACAAAUAACAUCUUUUGGUCCUGUUUCAAUUUUGAUGUUCUAAAAUGACUAGGCAGAACAAUGUGUGAAAGUAAAACAACUUGAUUUUUUGAUUACCAGUUUCCUGAGCUGAUAACCUACAGACCGUUAUUAAAUGCAGCAGACAAAGACUGCUGAAGUUCCGAUUUUUCUGUUGCCCUCUGAAGGCAACCGGUGUCAUGGCCGAUGGACCUCUGAACAUUCCUCCUACACACAACCUGAGCAACAACAAUUGUGUUUUGUGAUUCUUGUUAAGGCUUAUAAUUGUGCAAUAUAAUGUCAUGUAAAAGUAAUUGUGAUGAUUUUAUUUAUGAUUAUUAUUGAUAGAUUUUAUUUUUACCAAAAAUUGUUUAGAGAGCAUUUAUAUAAGCAAUAAAUUGCAAACAAAAAGUU
Molecule: messenger RNA, 4414 nt
Organism: Scophthalmus maximus (turbot)
Lineage: Eukaryota; Metazoa; Chordata; Actinopteri; Pleuronectiformes; Scophthalmidae
Gene: snx25
Product: sorting nexin 25
Exons: 22
Coding region: 633-3551 (972 amino acids)
Cellular component (GO): intracellular membrane-bounded organelle; early endosome membrane
Molecular function (GO): phosphatidylinositol binding
Source: RefSeq, a predicted model, not a curated record